Messenger RNA from Auanema sp. JU1783, 4365 nucleotides. NCBI's taxonomy places the organism in Eukaryota, Metazoa, Nematoda, Chromadorea, Rhabditida, Rhabditidae. The record is from the annotation of a GenBank genome assembly.
AUGAGCAGUGUUAUUAAUUUGAAGGAUUCAUCUUUCUUAAAGAUGAACGCACCCUGUAAACGCACAUAUACUGCGGUGUCACCUAGCAACGCAAUCAAGAAUGGUGAACAGGAAUAUAAGCGGAGGAGGGAUAGUGACUAUCAAGGUAGCUCCCCUUCAAUGACAUUCUCACCUAGGACGCAUAAGUCACCUAGCUUCUCUCCACUAACGUCUCCCGGUUAUGCUAAAACGAAUAGUUGUCCACCUCCACCACCUCCCCCGAAAAAAUUAUCUUCUAAUGAAAGUUCACCAACUAUCAUAAUUCCUAAGAAUGAUGAACCGAGACGUCCAAAAGGGCCGAAAACUCCUCCUUUACCUCCUGAUGAUUCCCUUGAUGCGUAUGGAGGUUGUUCGGCUUUUGAUACGUCGACGCCUCCCCCUGCUUUAGUUAAUGUUCCAAAUGGUUUUGCGCAGACUAUACCGUUCACGCAUAACCCUUUUUUCCCUCCACCUCCUCCUCCCCCACCUCUAUUUGUUGGUGCUUUUAUGCCUCCUCCUCCUAUACCAAAUCACUAUGCAAUUGAUCAUAGUAUUACACCUCAGAGCACCGUAGAUGGUCCUCCGACUCUUUUGUCUCCUAAAACCUCAAUAGAUGUCUCUUCCAAUCCCCAUAAUCUUGCUCAUCUUCCUUCUCAUAAUCUUCCUACGACUCAUCACAAUAUAACUCAUAACUCAACUCAUACUCCUUCUCAGAAUAACACUCACAAUAAUCAUAAUGUAAAUCAUAGUACUCCCAACAGCUCUACUCACAAUGCUACUCACAGUUCUUCUCAUGGCUACUCCCACAAUUACUCUCAUAAUUAUACUAAUAAGCAAAAUCAUACUCCACACAAAACUUCUCAAAGCUCCUCUCAUAGUACAACUCACAAUUCUUCUCAUAAACCUCCCCACAACUCUGCUCAUAAUCCUCCAAAUAAGUCAUCUCACAAUUCUUCUCUACCUAAAUCUGUCUUGGAGACGGCCAAAGUGAAAUUAACAAUAUCAGAUAUUGCGAAGCCGUUACAUACAUCUAGGUCUUUCGAGGAAAAAGAAAAAGACAAAGUUGCACCUCCUCCACCUCCACCUCCCAGAUCUUUCCAAACGAAUAGGAGAAUAAGUGAAGAGUCUUCGAAUGUGUCUGCAAUAGGAAGUGCGUCUUGCUCAACGCCGACAAGUUCGAAAGCCUCAACAUCUUCAUCUUCGAAAGAUCUCACUCUUGCCAAUGAUCCUAUACUUUUGGAUCUUCUGAGGACUUCAACUUGUCAAAGUACUUCGCCGAGUCCGAAGAAUAUAUUGAAGAGGAAACUUUCUAAGAAUGACAAACCUCCCGAACGUCGGUAUAUCAAGGACUGGAAAGAAGAGUUAGAUUUGAAGAAAGAAGAGGCAGCUAAGAAAGCGGAAGAUACUAUCAGGGAUACUCCGACUAAAGAAAACUCUCUCAGAGAGACUCCUUCCAAAGAAAUUCCGCCGAAAGAGGUUUCGAACAAGGAAAGUCCUACGAAAGAAGUUCAGAUGAAGGAUAUCAUCGCUAAGGAGAAGCUGGCCAAAGAUGCUCUUCUUAAAGAAAAGCUCAACAAAGAAGCUCUGGCUAAAGAAACUCUUGCGAAAGAGAAGCUUGCGAAAGAGAAGCUUGCGAAGGAAAUGCACGCGAAGGAGAAGCUCAUGAAGGAAAUGCAUGCUAAGGAAAAAGCUGUUAAAGAAGCUCAAGCCAAAGAGAAGUUUGCUAAAGAUAUGCUCGCCAAAGAAAAGCAGUUCAAAGAAAAUCACGUGAAGGAUAAGCAAGCCAAAGAAUCUCACUCCAAGGAAACGCACGACAACGAGAAGAAAACCAAAGAGAAGCUAGCCAAAAUCGCUCUGCAGAAGUUAGCGUUACAGAAUCUCGCCAAAGAUAAUCUUGCCAAGGAGAAGCUCGAGAGAGAAAAGUCCGAGAAGGAGAAGUCGGAAAAGGAGAGACUCGCCAGAGAAAAAAUUAUAAAGGAGAAACAAGCCAUCGAAAGACUCGCCAAAGAACGCCUUGCUAAGGAGAAACUGGCUAAGGAGAGAUUGUCGAGGGAAAGGUUAGCAAAGGAUAGAAUGACUAAGGAACAGAGCUACAAAGAGCAUUCAUCGGAAGAGAAGGAACACUCAGAAAAACGUGCCAAGGAGAGGCCUGCGAAGGAGAAGAGUGCCAAGACUAUUGAUGGCAAACCUAGUCAUGACUCUGCUGAUUUGAUAGGAGACGAUUUUGCCAAGGCAGUUCGAGCAAAGAAAAGCGAGAAGAAGAAAGCUAUCAAAGUUUCUCUUGAAAACAUCCCAACUGUUUUAACCUCUACCGAAACUGAGAAGAUCAACAGCAAGUAUGAAAAUCUAGCUAACGCUGCUUUGUCAAAAGAGGAAGGAAGAUCGACUGUUAGAUAUCCUGGAGUAGUAUUGAAAACGGAGGAUGAGAUCAAGAAGGAAGUUGAAAGUGAAGAGAAGGUGGACACAACGAUAGUAAAAAAAGUCCCGCAAGAGACUAGUUCUGGUAGAGCAGAGUUUGUACAAUCGUUAAUCAUUGAAACGAUUGACGAUAUAGAGUUCACUACUAAGGCAGUCUUGUUGGAGUCCAUCACUGGAGGAGUAGCUGCUAGCGUUAAAAAGAAGAAUGUCCCUAAUAAGCGGCCUCUGAAGACCGUAAGUUCUUAUAGUGCGCCCAGGAAAAUCUGCAAGGAGUUUCCUGUAUCAGCGGAUAGAGUUCUCUCUGCCGAGCCAAGCACGAAGCGAGCUUUUGAUAAACUGCCCCCCGAUCAUCUCCUCAAACUUUUCCAAGAAGAAUUGCCUGAGCACGACCAGGAUAAAGUGAUUGUAACCCGAGAUGAUUUGUGUUUUAGCUUGGAUAAUUUGCUAUGUGAAGAAACUGAUAGUAGAAGAGCACUUGCUCCAAUAGCCCCACUCACAAUAGUACGUGGUAAACCAUCAGCUGAUGAUGAUGCUGAGGAGAAGCCAAAAGGGAAGAAAGGCAAGAGGAAAGACACAGCCUCCUCUAAACAGGAAAAAGUGGAAAAAAUGGAGAAAGUUGAAAAAGUGGAGAAGGAAGAUCCUACUGUAUCGAGGCUUGAGAGGAGCUCGAGACCCAGUUUUCUUGUCAAUGAGUUGUUGUAUCCAUUCCGUAAACCGAUCGAAGAUUGUAUGCGAAAGCUGGGUAUCACCAAAGGACAGUUCAAGCUACCUUGGCUAUGCAAGAAGUUUAUUCCAUUUUUGUCAUUGGAAAAUCAUCCUAAUGGCGGUGGAACUAUUUUGAAAGCUGAUUGGGUUUCUGUCGAAGCUUCUCUAUCUAUGUAUGAAAGAGAAAGAUUUGCGCAACAGUUUAUUCGGUUCGGUAUGGCUGAAAUUGAGCAAACCCCGAUUUUCGUCAUGGCCGUUAUCAAGAACUCUGCUGCAUUUUUACCUGAUAUAUUCAAUCAUCUUGCUAGAAAAUAUCCGCAAUUAUCAAUCAAAGCUGGGUCUCUCAUUAAUAAACAGCUGGUGGAGACCCUCUCACUUGGGAACUAUCAUAGAGACGUGAUGGACAGCUUGAUGAGUGGCACCUUCCGCUCUGGUCCAUUAUUCUCGGUUUCUCUCGUAGGAGCAAAACAAGAAGAAUCUGGAGACUAUUUCCCUGAGAUUAUUUCGGAAUUAAACGCUAACGUUAUUCUGAACCCAAUAAUGCCUUGGGGUAGAUGGAGUAAAUUGUUUAAUACGAAAAUAACGGACAGUGAUGAUGGACCUAUCUUCUGGGUUAGGCCUGGUGAACAAUUAAUUCCAACAGAUGAGGUUAAAGAUGAUAAGAAGGGAAAGAAGGGUAAAAAUCAGAAUCAAUCUCAAUCAAAUCCCACGGCCCCUCCAAAUCCUUAUGCAGGAUUACGUCAUGAAAGGAGAGAGUUGUUGUUCGAGGACAGAACUCCAUGCCAUGCGGACUAUGUUGGGGAUGGAUUGGAAAGAGCACCAACAGGAGCUGUUGGAAUCCUCCAGGCUAUAUUAGCAGGAGACGAAAAGCCUGGAACAAAUCGAGCAGUUAAGGAUGUUGUGUGUUUCCAUGCAGCUGAUUUUGCUGCUGUAACAGAGAGGCUGCAAUUAGAUUUAUACGAACCUCCAAUGUCGCAGUGUGUUCAAUGGGUUGAGGAAGCUAAACUUAACCAGUUGAGGAGAGAAGGAGUAACGUAUAGCAAAGUCCAGCUCCAUCAUAAUGAUAUUUACUUCUUGCCGAGGAAAAUCAUCCAUCAGUUCCGUACAAUUUCUGCCUGUUCUUCAAUCGCUUGGCACGUCAGAUUAAGACAAUAUUAUACUGAAGAUCCAGCUGCAGCCGCUGCUGCUGCUGCCGCUGCGGCCGCUGCCGCAGCUGAAGCUUAA